Episyrphus balteatus (marmalade hoverfly) is the source of this 6151-nucleotide messenger RNA. Its product is annotated as protein fem-1 homolog CG6966. Gene Ontology annotation, molecular function: protein binding. The transcript has 5 exons. The record is from RefSeq and is a predicted model, not a curated record. Lineage: Eukaryota; Metazoa; Arthropoda; Insecta; Diptera; Syrphidae. Bases 936 to 2927 code for a protein of 663 amino acids.
AAAAUCGCUUAAAAAAAAAAAUAAAAGAUAACGAUUGCGGAGAGAACGGAUGUGAGAACAAAAAAAAAAAAGAAAGAAAAAAAAUUUCAUUUAAAAUUAAUUUCCUUUGUAAUUUAAAUAAAAAAAAAGAAGUAAAAACAAAGGAAAAAUUAUAUAAAAUCAUAUAAAAUUGCUUUACUAAAGUAAAUAAAAGGAAUAACGAGAAUUUUUUGUUGGUAUAAAUUAAAUAUUUUUUUCGUCUGGGGUUUUCCUCUGCGAUUGUUUUUUUGUUGUUGUUCUGUGCUGGUGCUGCUGCUGCUCCCCGAAACGAACGCACACACCAAAAAACCAGCCAAAAAAAAAAACCUCCUUCAAUCAAUUUAGGUCGCCUCGUGGCGUCGGGCAAAUGGAAUAAAUGUACCAAUUUUUUAAAAAAGAAAUAUUUAUAAAUUCUUAUCGUUGGAAAUUUUAAACAAAAUAUAAUAAUUUACACGCAUAAUCUCGCUUGAAUAUUAUUAUUUUUUUUAUAGUGACAACGGACAUCUCGAUUUUUUUUUUUUUUGUCUAUAUUUUGUUAAGAUUUUUCUUCAUUAAUAAAACCUACCGCGGCUAACCGACGGGAAAGGAAAUUGUAGCAACCAACCAAACAAGAAUUCACAAAUAACGCAGAAAAAGACACAGUAACAAGAAAUAUUCAAGUAAAUAGAAGAGGAAUAGAUUCUCGUCGUUUCCAAGAGAACUCCCAAUAUUUUAAGUUAGUAGAAGAAGAAGCAGAAGCUCCAAAGGGAAAACUGUUUUUUUUGUUGUUGCAUCGUUUUGUCGUCAUCGUCGUCGUUUUUUGUAUAAAUCGUUAGAUAAUAAAUAAGUAAAAAAGAAGGAAGGGAAAAGAAGAAGUGCAAUAAAAUUUAAAUAAUUCAGUUGUUUAUGUGUGUUGUUGUUUUUCAUUGGCAAAAUCAAUGCAAGGAAUGCAUCUGAAUAUGAUUGUUUUUAAUUCAGCAAGGGAUAACAAUUUGGCACUGUUGAAGAGUUGUUUUGAAGGACGUUCCUCGGACGAGAUUGCAACAUUAGUUUCAGCAAAAAUGGGUGGCGCAACUCCUUUAGUUAUAGCAUGUCGUCACGGGCAUUACGAUAUUGUAGAAUAUUUAUUAACCAAAUGCCAUGCGGAUGUUGAACAAGUCGGUUCAGUUACCUUUGAUGGUGAAACGAUAGAGGAUGCUCCACCGUUAUGGUGUGCGGCGGCAGCCGGUCAUAUAGGAAUAGUUAAGUUAUUAGUAAGACGUAGUGCUAAUGUGAACAGUACGACCAGAACAAAUUCCACACCUCUGAGAGCGGCCUGUUUUGAUGGCCACUUUGAUAUUGUUAAGUAUCUAGUGAAUAAUGGUGCAGAUUUUGAAGUGGCGAACAGACACGGUCACACAUGCCUAAUGAUAGCCUGCUAUAAAGGUCAUUUCAAAAUUGCCCAAUACCUUUUGUCAUUAAAUGCCGAUGUGAAUCGAUGCAGUGUCAAAGGUAACACUGCCCUACAUGACUGCGCCGAAUCCGGUUCAUUGGAAAUUCUGCAACUUUUGUUAAAACAUGGCGCCACCAUGGAUGUAGACUUUUAUGGAAUGACACCUUUGUUAGCAGCCAGUGUAACGGGUCACCUGCCCAUUGUUGAACAUCUAAUUAGUUUGCCCACUGUUAAGCGUGAGGAUCGCAUUAAUGCUCUCGAAUUGUUAGGGGCGACCUAUGUAGAUAAGAAACGUGAUAUGUCGAGUGCGUUGUCGCUGUGGCGUCGUGCUAUGGAGGAUCGAAAUAUAGAACCGAAAAUACCAAAGAUGGUCAGUGAACCGAUAGCUGCCUAUGAAUAUGCCACCGAAGUAACAAAUAUUGACGCACUGGAUGAAUUAGUUAUGGAUCCAGAUGAGAUGAGAAUGCAAGCAUUAGUGAUUCGACAGCGAAUACUCGGACCAACGCAUCCAGAUACUAGUUAUUACAUUAGAUUUAGAGGAGCACACUACGCUGACGCAGGCCGAUUUGAUCGAUGCAUCGAACUUUGGACGUAUGCUCUUACAAUGCAACAGAAAAUCUUGCAACCGCUGAGUCCUAUGACACAAUCAUCAUUGCUCUCGUUUGCUGAGUUAUUUAGUUUUAUGUUAGUCGAAGCCGGACGUCCGUUGCCACGCGGGCGUGUGGUGCCACCAAUCGAAGCUCACGAUAUGCUGAUGAUAUUCAAUAAGGCUGUAUUAGAAGUAGAACGAGGUAAUUAUGAUAUUUUCAUAACAUGUUUUUUCCUUUCAAUUAGAAUUUAUUUUAAAUUGUUUUCUUUUUUCGCAUUUACAGGACAACUAAUGUACCAUGAACAAGUUAAACAAUCAUCAACAAUGCCAUCAUUGGAAAGCGAUCCGAAUGCCUUGAGUCGUGCACUUGUCAGUGCACUUCACAUUGGAUGCCUGUUGGCACGUCUAGUCGACGAUGAGAAAUUUAGUCCGAAAAUGAAGCGAGAAAUUCUCACCGCUCUGUAUAAGUUAAAUAGUCUGAAGGUUGUGGUGCGUUCGGGGAGGACGGCUCUACAUUAUGCCUGUUAUCGGGAAGGUACACUUGUUGGAAGAUAUCCAGCUUGUCAAUUUCCAUCGCCUGCUUUAGCGAAAGCAUUACUCAAAGUCGGAGCAGAUCCGAAUGCAAAAGAUGUUGCGGGCAAUACACCAUUGCAUUUGGCUGCAACAGCACAACCAUGCCCGCGUGUUUUGGCUCAGACAUUAUUAGACCAUGGUGCACAUUUGGACACCAAAAACGCCCACGGAGAGACAUUUGAAUCCCUGCUGGAAAACCAGAAAAUUCAUCAAAUCGUCAAUCCCGUCAAGUAUACAACACUCAAAUGUCUUGCAGCCAAAACAAUACAAAAACAUCGAAUAAAAUAUGAUAAACAAGUUCCCGAAUCCUUAAAUAAAUUCAUAGAAUCGCAUUAAGUUAAGAACCUAGAGAGAAGAAGAAUUUAUAUUAAAAAAACAAACAAAAAAACAAUAUGAACAAUCAGUUAUUUUUUGACCGAGUUCUAGUAUUUUUUGAACGGCAGCAGCGAGCGACGUCGGCAUUAUGGAAGUGAAGCGUGAUUUGUGAUUUGUCUCAAUAAUUUCAUAUUGCAAAGAAAACAACAAAACUCCUUAAAGAACUUGAAAAAAAGAACCUAUUUCUGUCCUAACUCUGUUUAACGGUGUUAAAACAGAAAGGAAGAGAAUUAUUUAUUGAACAAAGUAUAGUUUUUUUUUUUGGAAAAACAAAUGAAAGAGAUACAAACCCUACCAAUAAUGUUUUUUUUGUUCUUUUUUUUUUGCUCUCCAAUAUACAUUUUGUAUUUUUUUCAAACAAUUUUUUUUAAGGUCCUUGUUAUUAAACAAGACUUGUAUUUAGUUUUUUUUUUUAAUUUUGUUUAAAUAGAUAUUUUUUUUUGCAACUAAUUUCUUGUCUUAUUUUUUAGUCAAAAAUUAAAUUCAUUAUUUUUUGUUUAUUUAUUUUAUUUGUAUUUUUUUCUUAAGUUUUAAGCUGGAUUUUUUUCUUAUGCUUGAGAGAGUACAAUAAUUUGAAAAGUUCGUUCAAAAAUUGAAGUCAAAGACAAUUUUGUCGUUCUAAUAAUUUGGUAAAUUCAAAAGUUUUUAUUCUAAAUAAUAGGAAGCAUGUAAUUUAUCUGACGGCAGGAAGUCAUCAAGAAAAAUGAAUUGUUUUUUGUCGACAAAUUACAAUUUUCGAAAUUUGUACGUCUUAAUAAAAGGUAUAAGUCAAAAUUAACUAGGAUUGUUGGGUUUCAAGUUUAGAGAACACAUUUCAAAUGUUAUUUUUAAGACUAACAUCAAGUAAAUUAGACUGCUCUUUCGAAGCACUGCAACUGAACUUUUGAAAAAGUGUUUUCCAAGAAGCCUUUAAGGCCUGACUAAAGAUAUUAUAUAUGUAUCAAGUUAAAUAAUCUUCCAAAAAAUCAAAAGUUAAAUUUCAGAGAAUUGUUCCAACGGCAAUACAAUCUAUUUGUCUAUUUUUUUAUUCUUCCUCAAGCAUGUUUUCGAAGCUAAUUUGGAAUAUUUGUAUUUGCUUUUGAUGUUUCUUUAUAAAAUACGUUGUAUUAAAAAAAAAACCUUUCCAUCCUUUCAGUUUCGACUGUAUACAUUCUGCUCCUUCUAAAAAAAAAAAAAACAACGAAACUGUAACACCGCUAUGCAUCAUGUAAAUAUUAACUAUUGUUUUGCUAUUCCAUAGAUUUCUAUGACUUAGCAUUCUUUCUUAUAUUUUUUAUAGAAAUAAAUUUAGUCUUCAUAAAAAUAAUAUUAUUUCGUUUUGAAAAUAAUUGUAUUAUCAUCUUAGUCUGUUCAAUUUACAUUAUAUAGCUAUAUCAUUAUUUCUUCCUUUAUUAUUUAGUAUUAUUAUUACUUUCUUUUUAGUCAAAAUGUUUAUUUUAUUUUUAUAUCUCAAAUAAAUUAAUAUGUUUUCAUAGUAAAAAUAAAAAAAUCUUCUCAUGUUUUGUAAAUAUUUUCAAGAAACUUCUGGCAGUUAAAUUAACUGAAUUAAUUUUAUCACUUCGUUUGUAUAUAUGAGCGAUUUUAAGGAUCGGAUUCAAUCCGAUUGAAAAUUUUACUUCAGGUAUUUGACGAUACAAGAUCGAAAUAUUGAAUUCAAAUGGAAUUAAAGUGAAAUAUUUGGUUAAAAAUAAAUUCGCACAACACAGCAACAUUCAUUCACUGUCAUUCUCCUUUUUUACUGCUUCACUCCAAAUAUUGGGUUCGCUGGGUUGACCUCAAAAAAUGUCGACGGACCUCAGGUUUUGAAUCCUUCUAUGCAAUAGUUGCAUUUGUUUUUUUGGUUUUUGGGACAGUCUCUAUGUUGGAACAUCGUCGUAUGCAGUUGUUUUUUGAAGUGGGUUCUCACGGCUUUCUUUUGUACAUGAUAGUACCAUCUUAGUCAGUCUUACUGUGUUCUGUUCUGACUUGGACGCUUUCUCGGAUUUUCUUGUUCUUAUUCUUUGUAACCUUUGCUACCAUGCGAAUCAUCUUUAGCUCAUUAGGCGUCAAUUUGCUUUCAUAAAUUUUAAUUUUAUUCAAUAUUGAGAACCGUAUGUAAAUGCUGAAAAACGGUAGACGCCUUUUUGCGUCAAUACGGUAUCCAUUUCUUUCCAGAUGAACCACCCAUACUGCUCCAGAGGAUGGAAGAUUUUCACUUAUGAUAGAUAGAUCCCUCAUCAGCAAAGAAUUAUUACGAAUUCGCUUUUAAAUUCGUCACCUUACCAAGUCAAAGGUGUACCAAAGAGCAAAGAACUCAACACGAUUUCGUGGUUGUGUAUUUUAAAUGAAUGCAUUUUCAAUCAAAUUCAGACAAUCCAAUCCUUAUAAACAUAAAACUAUAGUAAUUUUAACUAACCAAUGGUAAGUAAUGUUAGAUUCGAAUAUGACAACAUUUGUGGGGAAGAUUGAAUUUUUGAUAAGUUUACAUUCAGCAUGAAACAAGAAAAUUGGAUCGCAAAUAAAUGGAUCGAUUUGUCCCAUUUUGUUUCGUGAUUUCAGGUUAAACUUUGUUUAGGUAUAAACCUUCAAAUUCCAACUUAUUAGUUCUCUGGAAAAAGCUAAGCUUUUAAAAGGCAGUUUCUAACCAAUGCUACUCCACAUAUUUCUUCGCUCAAAGGUGCGUACAAACGCUGCUAUACUCGUAUUAUCAAAAAUCUUAAAAAAUCGGAUACUCGUAUUCGAUUUGGGAUGAAAUAACUUGAUGAAAGUGCUUAACGCUAAAGUUGUAGUCUCGCUCAGAACUAUUUUUUUUUCUUUUUUGCAGAAAAUAUCCAGUGUUUAAAAAGUAAUAAAUAAAAUGCAAUUUUAUAAAUUUUAAAUAACAACAUGAAUUAGGAAAAAAAAAAAAAAAGAAAUAACAACAUGAAUUAGGAAAAAAAAUAAGAAAUAAUCUCUGUUUCUUCAAUUAAAUUGCUUUCAUAAUGAAAAAAAAAAAAUAGUUAUACAAUUAAAUUAAAAACUGUAUUAACUUAUCAUUGAUAAUAUACAUACAAUACAUUAUAAUACAAAUUAAGUCACAGAAGAUUCCAAUAUACAUCAAAAUGAUGAAAAAUUAUAACAAAAAAAGAAUGAAUAGAAAAAAUAAUAAAUAAUAAUAAUUAAAAAAAAAAAAAAAUUACACAAAACAAGGAACACAUCUCUCAUGA